Messenger RNA from Centruroides sculpturatus (bark scorpion), 1553 nucleotides. RefSeq names its product T-box transcription factor TBX20-like. The coding region runs from base 7 to 1068 and encodes 353 amino acids. NCBI's taxonomy places the organism in Eukaryota, Metazoa, Arthropoda, Arachnida, Scorpiones, Buthidae. Gene Ontology annotation, biological process: positive regulation of DNA-templated transcription; heart development; regulation of transcription by RNA polymerase II. Gene Ontology annotation, cellular component: nucleus. The record is from RefSeq and is a predicted model, not a curated record. Gene Ontology annotation, molecular function: RNA polymerase II cis-regulatory region sequence-specific DNA binding; DNA-binding transcription factor activity, RNA polymerase II-specific. The transcript is spliced from 5 exons.
AGGAGAAUGUUUCCAACGCUGAGAAUAUCGUUUAGCGGAGUGGAGAGCCACACCAAAUAUGCAGUGCUACUGGAUAUCGUGCCCAUAGACAAUAAGAGGUAUCGUUAUGCCUAUCAUCGAUCAUCGUGGCUAGUGGCAGGCAAAGCAGAUCCCCCCUCUCCUGCUCGCCUCUACCUCCAUCCCGACUCUCCUUUCACAGGAGACCAACUUCGCAAGCAAGUUGUGUCUUUUGAGAAAGUAAAACUGACAAAUAAUGAGAUGGAUAAACAAGGGCAUAUAGUGCUUAACUCAAUGCACAAGUACCAGCCAAGAAUCCAUCUCAUCCGACUUCGAUCCGAUAGUUCGAGUCCGCCCUUGAUUACCGACUUGGAAGCAGAAUUAUAUAGAACUUAUAUCUUCCCAGAAACGGUUUUUACUGCAGUUACAGCAUAUCAAAAUCAACUGAUUACAAAGUUAAAAAUCGACAGUAAUCCAUUUGCCAAAGGUUUUCGAGAUUCUUCACGACUCACUGAUCUGGAGAGGGAAUCCGUUGAAACUUUAUUAAGAGAACAUGCUUUUCGACAUUCUCCGUUUAGAGCUUUGGUCACUGGAGAUUUAACUGCUGAACCUACUUUGGCAGGGACUUCAGGAUUGACUCGUCUCCCAACUAACAGCGAGUUACUUCUAAUGGCCAGUCAAGGAGCGGUACCUUGGAAAUUUCCUCAUGUGCCUGCAUUAAGUGUAGCCGAUUUGUCAUCAAUAAUGUCAUCCCAUCCCCAAACUGCUGCUAAUUUUGCUAGCUUCUAUUUUGGACUUCCUCGGACAUUUAUUCCACCUUUAUCGUUAUUAAAUACUAACAACGGAUCCUCUCCUACAGAACCAGGAACAUCGUCGUCGUCGGGUACAUAUAACAGAUCUUAUCCUGGUCUUCCAACAGGAUCAAAUUUGUACGCAUCUCGUUUACAUCUAGGAGGGAUUUAUCCUGGACUAAGGUUUCAUCCUUAUCUACAACCUCGACUUUUACAACCGUCUUCUUCCAAAUCUUCUUUAGAUUCCUCCGAAUGCGAUGGACUAGCGCCUCAAGUUUGAUCUUAGAGUUCCUAGAGGCGUCAUUAAUCUUCCUGGAUUAUGGAUAUUUGUAUAUUUGAAACGACAUUCCAGUAAAAUCGAUUGUACAUAUAUAUAAAUAUAUACAGUAUAUACUAGAGGGUUUGGUGAUUUUUGGCAGGAAUGGUCCUCCGGUUAAGCUUCUUUGCAUAGCUCACACUAGUCCAGGUUUAUCGCGUUUGUGAACUUUGAAAAAGUGCAAUAUGGUGUUGGAAUUUAUUUUAAAAUAUUAAAACACUGGUACAUAUCUUAAAUGAUUUUUUUUUAUCUCGUGAAAAUUCUAUCUUAUCCAAAUUGUACAUAGGCCUAUAUAUAAUUUUCUUCUUUAAGAAUUGUAAUGCUUACUACCUCACUUCUCUGACAUAUCCCUCAAAACAUUUGAAGGAAAUUUUGGUUAGAAUUGUAUUGUUUCACAAACAGAAAGACAAAAAAAAAAGUUAAAUUAAAAAAAAUUAUUCAAGUUUAAU